AUGUCGGUGGCAGCGAUUCAGCCAGUAGCGGCUCAGCCGGUGAGUCAGAUUGCAGCAGUGCAGCCGCGGGUCAGAUUGCAGCCGCGGGGUUACUCUUCAGUGGAGACUGGCGGGACAGUCAGACCGGGCAGAUCACAGGUUCUCAACGCAAUUGAAUGUGUAGGGACCUUGUUAGUGGGCGGUUUUGAGUCCCACGUUUUAUUCGACUCUGGAGCAUCGAAUUGCUUCAUUACACCGGAGCGUGCCGAGAAGAGUGGCAUCCGGAGUAGCGCGGGCGAGAGCGCGGGCAUGGUCAAGGUGGCGGGAGGUGGAUUCUUGUCUACUUUGGGCCGUGCUAGAGGAGUCGAGAUCGAGAUUGCGGGGCAGUCAAUGCCAGCAGACUUAGUCAUCAGUCCGGUGGAGCUGUAUGACGUUAUUCUCGGGAUGGACUGGUUGUCACACUACAGAGUUCAUCUGGAUUGCUACAGAGGUAGAGUGGUCUUCGAGCGAGAUGCAGGGAGGUUGGUUUAUCAGGGAGUGAGACCGACUUCCGGGAGUAUUGUGAUAUCUGCUAUUCAGGCCGAGCAGUUGUUAGAGCGGGGCUGUGAGGCGUAUCUGGCGACGAUUUCUAUGUCUGAGUCAGGAGCUGGAGUUGUUAUGGGAGAUAUUGAGGUUGUCCAGGAUUUUGAGGAUGUCUUUCAGUCACUGAAGGGAUUACCACCAUCUCGGUCUGAUCCUUUCACGAUUGAGUUAGAGCCGGGGACAGCACCGAUAUCGAAGACGCCUUACAGGAUGGCGCCAGCUGAGUUGGCAGAGCUGAAGAAGCAGAUAGAGGACCUUUUGUCUAAGGGGUUCAUUCGACCGAGUGUUUCACCGUGGGGAGCACCGGUGUUGUUUGUGAAGAAGAAGGAUGGAGUUUCAGACUUUGUAUCGAUUACAGAGAUUGACUUGGCAUCGGGGUAUCAUCAGAUCCCGAUAGAUGAGGCAGAUGUCAGGAAGACUGCUUUCAGGACGCGUUAUGGGCAUUUUGAGUUUGUGGUUAUGCCUUUCGGUUUGACUAACGCGCCGGCAGCCUUCAUGAGAUUGAUGAACGACGUGUUCAGGGAGUAUUUGGACGUGUUCGUCAUCAUUUUCAUUGAUGACAUUCUGGUAUACUCGAGGAGUCAGGAGGAGCAUGCGACUCACUUGAGGUUGGUUCUGGAGAAGCUUCGGGAGCAGAAGCUUUUUGCUAAGUUGAGCAAGUGCAGUUUCUGGCAGCGAGAGAUGGGAUUUCUUGGCCACAUUGUUUCUGCAGAGGGAGUUUCUGUGGAUCCGGCUAAGAUUGAGGCUAUCAGAGAUUGGCCUAGACCUAGUAGUGCCACCGAGAUCAGGAGUUUUCUGGGUUUGGCAGGAUACUACAGGAGGUUCGUCAAGGGGUUUGCUACCAUGGCGCAGCCGAUGACGAAGUUGACCGGGAAGGAUGUCCCGUUUGUUUGGUCAGCUGAGUGUGAGGAGAGCUUUAGUCAGCUCAAGGAGAUGUUGACUACUACACCAGUGUUGGCGUUACCCGAGCCAGGGAAGCCUUACAUGGUGUAUACAGAUGCUUCAGGCAUUGGUCUUGGUUGUGUGCUGAUGCAGGAGGGCAGAGUGAUAGCAUAUGCUUCGAGACAGUGGCAGGGCAGUGAGCGUAACCGUCCUACACAUGACUUAGAGUUGGGAGCAGUGAUCUUCGCGUUGAAGAUUUGGAGGUCUUACUUGCUAGGUGAGACAGUACAGGUCUUCACGGAUCACAAGAGUUUGCAGCAUAUCUUCACUCAGCCGAUGAUGAACGCGAGACAGACGCGCUGGGUUGAGUUCUUGGCGGACUAUCAGGUGAGCAUUAACUACCAUCCGGGCAAGGCUAACCUAGUGGCGGACGCGUUGAGUAGACGGAGGUAUGAUUCCGCAGUUGAGCGAGAUGUGGAGUCUCUAGUUGGCGAGAUCAGUACCUUGCGUUUGUGUGCCAUUUCGCAGGAGCCUUUGGGUUUAGAGGCAGUGGAUCAGGCGGAUCUACUUAGCAGGAUCAGAGUUGCUCAGCAGAGUGAUCAGAGUUUGCUGGAUGCGACGAGAGUGACUGGUUCUGAGUAUGAGGUCUCUGCGAAUGGGACUAUCUUGGUUCGUGGGCGAGUUUGUGUGCCUAAGGAUGUGGAGUUGAGACAUCAGAUUUUGGGAGAGGCUCAUGCGAGCAAGUUUUCCAUUCAUCCAGGAGCGACCAAGAUGUACCAUGACCUCAAGAGGUACUAUCAUUGGGUCGGGAUGAAGAGGGAUGUAGCAGACUGGGUUGCGAAGUGCAACACUUGUGCCUUGGUGAAGGCAGAGCAUCAGGUUCCGGGUGGUCUUUUGCAGAGUUUACCCAUUCCAGAGUGGAAGUGGGACAGGAUUACGAUGGAUUUCGUGGUUGGACUACCUGUUUCGAGGACUUUCGAUGCUAUCUGGGUGAUUGUGGAUCGGUUGACUAAGUCGCACAUUUCUUGGCCAUCAAGAAGACAGAUGGAGCUGCUGUCUUGGCUAGGAAGUUUGUGCGAGAGAUUGUGA
This is a messenger RNA of Microthlaspi erraticum, 2532 nucleotides long. The record is from the annotation of a GenBank genome assembly. Lineage: Eukaryota; Viridiplantae; Streptophyta; Magnoliopsida; Brassicales; Brassicaceae.